Staurois parvus is the source of this 496-nucleotide messenger RNA. NCBI's taxonomy places the organism in Eukaryota, Metazoa, Chordata, Amphibia, Anura, Ranidae. The record is from the annotation of a GenBank genome assembly.
AUGGGCCCCUGUACCGCCUCCUCAUGCUGCUGCCAGGCCCGUAAUCUGCCAUGGGCCCCUGUACCGCCUCCUCAUGCUGCUGCCAGGCCCCUAAUCUGCCAUGGGCCCCUGUACCGCCUCCUCAUGCUGCUGCCAAGGUCCCAGAGUCUCUCAUGGGUCCCUGUACGGCCUCCCAUUGCUGCUGUCUCCAUCGCCACACUCUGCCAUGUGCCACUUUCAGGUCUCCUCACACUGCUGGUGUGUUCCAUUUUUUGUCAUAGGGUGCUGGCAGAUUACGGGCCUCCCAUAGCUGCUGCCAGGCUAAUCUGCCAUGGGCCCCUGUACCGCCCCUCAUGCUGCUGCUGCCAGGUCCACAGUGUCUCAUGGGGUCCCAAAUAAGUACGGCCUCCCAUUGCUGCUGUCUCCAUCGCCACACUCUGCCAUGUGCCACUUUCAGGUCUCCUCACACACUGCUGGGGUGUUCCAUUUUUUGUCAUAGGGUGCUGGCAGAUUAUGA